AUGACAGGCGCAUCAUACUAUGCCGUGACGAACUCCCUAGACGUUGAGCACUAUCAAGAGCUUGUCGACCGUGGAUGGAGAAGGUCAGGCACGCUGUUGUACAAACCCGAUGUACUACGAUCCUGUUGCCCUCACUAUACCAUCCGACUGCCAGUAGCUUCUUUCAAGCCCCGGAGAGAUCAAAGACAAGCAAUCAAUCGGUGGAACAGAUAUGUGGCUGGCGAAGCAUACUAUGCAGAGGCGGCGAGAUUACGCCCAAAGUCGAAGGGAGAGAAAGCUCGUCAGAGAACUGAGUUCGACCUGAUCGAAACCGUACACGAGAGCGAGUAUGACCGACUUCCCGAACCGCCGGAGCAAGAGCACCAGUUCAAGGUCACGCUGGAGCCGGAUACCUUUACAGAAGAGAAGUUCAAGUUGUAUGCAAAUUACCAGCAGGUUGUACACCACGACAAGCCGUCUGAGAUCACGCGGACGGGGUUCAAGCGCUUUCUCUGCGGAUCUCCGCUGCAGCGGACGUCGCGCGCCCUGAACGGAAAGACUCAAUCACUUGGUUCUUUCCACCAAUGCUAUCGACUUGAUGGCCGGCUUAUCGCAAUAGGCAUUAUCGACCUUCUGCCCCACUGUGUCAGCGGCGUGUACUUCAUCUAUCACGAAGACUUCGAGAAAUGGAGCUUCGGCAAGCUUAGUGCUCUGCGGGAAGCCGCGUUGGCCUUGGAAGAAGGAUACGAGUUCUAUUACAUGGGCUACUAUAUCCACCCGUGCACCAAGAUGAGGUACAAAGGAGAGUACAAACCGCAACACGUGCUGGAUCCGGAAACGAAUGAGUGGAACCCCCUCGAACCGGAGAUCAGGCAGCUGCUCGAUAAUAAAAAGUUUGUCUCGCUGUCACGCGAGCAACGGCUGAAUGAAGCUGCACCCGAAACCAGUGAGCCGGAGAAAGUCGACCUCGACCGUACGGACAUCGAUGGCUAUCAGUAUGGAAGUCCUACGGAAGCGGCAGGAGCGGCGAAUUCGGGUUUGUCCUUGUUCAGCUUCCGCAUGCCAGGCAUCAUGACUUUGGAAGAGCUCAUGACCCAGGUAGACCUUGGCAAGAUCUCGAUAAGUCUCGGUGGCGGAAUGCUAGUGAAGAUGGAGGAUCUCGUGUCAUUUGAAGAUAGCUCUCCCCUUGACUCGCAUUCGUUGAAGGGGCUGAUAGCAGAGUUGGCUGCAUGCGUUGGUCCGAUUGUGGCAAAGGAGAUGGUGGUGAAGCUGAGUACUUGA
Molecule: messenger RNA, 1260 nt
Organism: Coniosporium apollinis CBS 100218
Lineage: Eukaryota; Fungi; Ascomycota; Dothideomycetes
Exons: 5
Coding region: 1-1260 (419 amino acids)
Biological process (GO): protein arginylation
Cellular component (GO): cytoplasm
Molecular function (GO): arginyl-tRNA--protein transferase activity
Source: RefSeq, a predicted model, not a curated record